Molecule: messenger RNA, 1251 nt
Organism: Benincasa hispida (wax gourd)
Lineage: Eukaryota; Viridiplantae; Streptophyta; Magnoliopsida; Cucurbitales; Cucurbitaceae
Product: protein neprosin-like
Source: RefSeq, a predicted model, not a curated record
AUGGAGAAGAGAUAUGAUGAAGUAGUGAUAUUGUUGACAAUGGUGGCUUUGGUUACUGGUGUUUCCAUUGUUGAUGUAAAUGCAACCACCAUGGAGAUGAAUAGUUAUUCACAAAGAACACAGAAUUUAUCUUUGCAGAUUCAGAAGAAGUUAAAGCUUCUCAAUAAACCUGCCAUCAAGACCAUUUAUAGUAGAGAUGGAGAUAUUAUUGACUGUGUUGACAUUUACAAGCAGCCUGCUUUUGAUCAUCCUUCUCUAAAAAAUCACACCAUUCAGAUGAAACCGGAGUUGGGUAUGGAUUGGAAGAUGUCAACAACACAAAACGAAUCGUUUGGAUCAGAACCAUUUCAUUUUCAAGUAUGGCAAAAAAGUGGAAGUUGUCCCAAAGGAACCAUUCCCAUUCGCAGAAUUCGUGAACAAGAUUUACUUAGAACCAAUUCUCUCCAUAAUUUCGGCAAGAAAUUUCCUUAUGGAAAUUCCAAGCUGGGACCAGAAAUCAGUCGUUCUACGGCAAUCCUAUUUACAACAGGAUUCAAUUACAUUGGCGCUUCGGGAGAUAUCAAUAUUUGGAACCCUAAAGUUGAUUUGCCUAAUGAUUUUACAGCUACCAAAAUUUGGUUGAAAAAUGGCCCUUCUGAAAGAUUUGAAAGCGUAGAAGCAGGCUGGAUGGUAAACCCUAGAUUAUAUGGAGAUAGAAAAACUCGACUCAGUGUAUAUUGGACGGUUGACUCAUACAAAUUGACUGGGUGCUUUGAUCUAACAUGCAGCGGGUUUGUCCAAACGAACCCUAGUGUGGUACUUGGUUCAGUCCUGGAACCUGUGUCAUAUACAGGUGGACAACAAUUCAUUAUCUCUGUUGGUAUCUUUCAGGAUCCUAGAUCAAAGAGUUGGUGGUUGAAGGUGCAAGGGAAACCAGUUGGGUAUUGGGCAGAGAAACUAUUUGGUUACAUGGACCAUAGCGCGACGUUGGUCGAAUGGGGCGGCGAAGUUUUUAGCACAAACGUAAAGAAAGUGCCGCACACGAGGACAAACAUGGGGAGUGGAGACUAUGCUGGUGGGCUUAACAAAUAUGCUUGCUAUGUGAAACAUCCAAGGAUCGUCGAUAAUUCGUUGCAAUUGAAGUAUCCACAAAAAGUGGGAAUAUGGGCUGAUGAAUCUAAUUGUUAUUCUGCUUAUAAUUAUCAACCAACCUAUACAAUUGAACCUGUCUUCUACUUUGGUGGUCCUGGUCGUGGUCGUGACUGCCAUUGA